UUCAAUGUUCUGACUUGCUCUAAGAUGAAGGUAUGGAAGUUUGCAGCCAUUGCAUCGAUGCUCCUCAGUUCCAUGUUAUCCAUUUUAGUUUGUAGAGACAUGUUCAGUGGAAGCCGGGAAUUCAGCCCCUUGCCUUCCUCGCCGUCUUCCUCACGGGAUUCCUCCUCCUCCUCCUCCUUUUCUUCCUCCUCCUCCUCCUCCUCCUCCUCGCUGCCGGCGGCUCCACGGAGAUCCCCACGGGCCCUGCCACGCCACGGCUCCCUGCUGGCCCAGUACAGCGCCUUGCUGGAGAGCUACACGGAGGGCGAGAUCCGGCAGCUGGUGUCGGCACUGGUGGAGCGCUACCGCCAGGCCAUGAACUCGGGCGGGCACGAGCUGCCGCUGUUCCCUCGCUCCGGCAGCCGCAGGAAACGCGCCCGCGCCCGCCAUAAACCCUGCGAGCUGCGCGAGCUGGAGGUCAGCGUCAGCGAGCUGGGCCUGGGCUACGAGUCGGACGAGACGGUUCUGUUCCGCUACUGCAGCGGCACCUGCGAGGCCGCCGUGCGCAGCUACGACCUCUCCCUCAAGAGCAUGAGGAGCCGCAGAAAGAUCCGGAAGGAGAAGAUCCGCGCCCGGCCGUGCUGCAGGCCGCUGGCCUACGACGACGACGUGUCCUUCCUGGACGCCUACAACCGCUACUACACCGUCAACGAGCUGUCGGCCAAGGAGUGCGGCUGCGUGUGAGGCGGGCAGAGGGACGGGCACGGAGGCUGGAGCGGCCGGAGGAGGAGAGACUGAGCCGCCGGCGCGUCCCUGGGGUCACCGCGCCGCGCAGGACCAGACACGAGGCUGUCGCCAUGGCGGGGGCGCUCGGGGCGGUGACGGCUGCUCGGGGCUGUUGUCCCCUCCGUGGGUGGCCCUGCUGAGGGGACAGCGGGUGUGCCACGUGCACGGGGCAUGGCCGGGCCUCGGCGUGCACUGCCCGCGCUGGGUGCCACACGGGCCACACCUGUCACACGGGCCACACCUGUCACACGGGCCACACGGGCCACACGUGUCACA
Molecule: messenger RNA, 1041 nt
Organism: Parus major (Great Tit)
Lineage: Eukaryota; Metazoa; Chordata; Aves; Passeriformes; Paridae
Gene: NRTN
Product: neurturin
Exons: 2
Coding region: 25-723 (232 amino acids)
Molecular function (GO): growth factor activity; receptor tyrosine kinase binding; glial cell-derived neurotrophic factor receptor binding
Source: RefSeq, a predicted model, not a curated record